AUGUUGGCAUCUUACUAUGCAUCUAUGUUGUCUAUUGUGCUGUUGUCUACUAUGAAAUAUUUACAUGGUCCAAACAUUAUAUUAGCAUUAAGUGCUUGUUGUGACAAUUUCUCGGGACACGAGAGAUGUGUCUUCAGAAGCGGCGCGUUUCUCGGUGAACUGUUUGAUCCAAAUUUUCGCAGAAGCAACGAGCACGAGGAGUCGCAGCCAAAAAUCUGGUACUAUCAAGAUCGGUAUCGGGAAAACCCGGAGAAGGAAGUCGAGCUGGGAAUGGACAACAACGUUUCGUAUAGUCGAGUCUAUGUAACGCCGGAUCUCUCUCUCGUCGUGAAGAGCUUUACAGCCGCUGACGCCGGCAUUUAUCGAUGCCACGGCAAAGAGGGACAAGAGGAAGGGGACAAAUACAAUUAUAGGCUUGAACCGAUUCUCAAGGAUAUCGGCGGCGAGUUUGUAGAAAAAGGAAACAUAACCGAGUGGGAAAAGUAUCGCGAAAUAUAUUUAUGGCCUGUAACCAUGAGAUUUGCAGUCUCGAAAAUGAUGGAUUUGGCAGAGAUCCGUGAGGAAGGGGUAAUCCUUCAAGUAGCGUCUGAAUGGGGUCCCUGGGGCCCGUGCAAACAGUGCUUAGAUAAUCGCGGUAUCAAAACCAGCAGAGGCUUCUGUAGAUUAAAGCGCAACAUAAAUUUGGCGAGUACCAUACUUUCCAACAGCGACCGUUCACGCAAUACAACGCGACAACUUUUAAAAACACUAUGCAUUCUCAGAUCCGUUCUGCUCCGGGACGAAUUUCCCAGCGUCAGCCGUGUCGUGCGAUCUUUGCCGGAAUUUAUUUUAACAGAAUCUUGCAAGAAGUGCCCAUCCGUGAAGAAAAGGAGAAAGGGCGAAAAGUUUCGUUACGCCAAGCGAUAUGUUCUCGCCGAAGGCGCGCAUCUUGCCGUCACUUGUCCGGAGUCGAGCUCAGCGUCGCAAGUAAUUUGGAAAAAGGACACACUCACUUUGAAGAAGGGAACAGUUCAGUCAUUUCAUAGAAAAGAUAAAGAGGCUCGAGUGAUGGUAGACCCUUUCUCGACACUUUAUUUAACAGACGUGUCCAGAGAGGAACAAGGUAACUAUACCUGUUUCGUGGAUAACAUUAACAUGAUGCGCUUGAAGAUCGUUAUUGUAUCUAAGACUCGGCUUUUGACGCAAGGCAUUCUUCGAAGAUGCGUAAGCUGCAGAUCGAGGGGAGACCUGGGCUCGUGCAAAGAUCCUUUCACUAUGAAUUCUACGCAAAUCGCGGUCGAAAAAGGCAUCGACGCGGUACCGUGUGUUUCCGGGUGGUGCGGAAAAAUCAUUGAGAGUCAAAAUUUAAACAAUGAAUAUGGUACCGCCACUCAAAGAUUGUGCUUCCAGCGAGGCCCUGACGACAACGAGGAGAGAUGCGCUUAUACCGUGUGGAAUUACAAGAAAGUGUAUAUGUGCCUGUGUUAUGGGGAUCUUUGCAAUGGAACAAUAAGAACAUCCGUCGCCAGUGGUCUUUUAACAAUGAUAGCUGUAUACUUAACACGGUGGCUUAUUUAAGGACAUUCGUAACACUCAUAUGGA
Molecule: messenger RNA, 1581 nt
Organism: Vollenhovia emeryi
Lineage: Eukaryota; Metazoa; Arthropoda; Insecta; Hymenoptera; Formicidae
Gene: rtv
Exons: 9
Coding region: 1-1557 (518 amino acids)
Biological process (GO): positive regulation of voltage-gated potassium channel activity; sleep; regulation of synaptic transmission, cholinergic
Source: RefSeq, a predicted model, not a curated record